UUCCGUUAGGCAAAAUUUGUGGAACAACCGUGAGAGGGUCCUUCUGUUGUUCACACGGAAACUAACCCCAAUGACCGAUGUUUGUUAUGCUACAUUAGCAGUAUGCCUGCUGAACGCAAGCGCUCCGUAAACAUGGACGAGAAAGACGUUUGCACCUUCAAUAGCAAGGAAAAAGAGAAGGACAGAGAUGGCGAGAGAAGACCGGCAUCUGCCCGAGACAAAGCAAAAGAUGAGGCCAAAGUGAGCGGCAAAAAAGACAGCGGCAAGGAGGAGAAGAGAAAGCGCCUCGAGGAGGAGAAGAAGAAGAAAGAGGAAAAGGAGCGAAGAAAGAAAGAGGAGGAAAAGCAGAAAGCGGAGGAGGAGCAGAAGAAGAAAGAGGAGGAGGAGAAGAGACAGCAGGAGGAGGAGGAGCGGAAGCUUCAAGAGGAGGAGGUCAAAAGGCAACGUGAGGAGGAGGCAGCUCUCCUCAAGGAAAAGGAGGAGGGGCAUCAGCUGCACCAGGAGGCCUGGGAACGCAAUCAGUGCAGGAAGGAACUCCGCAGCAAGAACCAGAACGCCCAAGAGGGUCGGCCCGAAGAGGCCUUCUUCAGCCGACUGGACUCCAGCCUUAAAAAGAACACCGCCUUUGUCAAGAAGCUGCGUACGCUCACCGAACAGCAACGAGACUCGCUCUCCAAUGACUUUGCCUCACUGAACCUCAGCAAGUAUAUCGGCGAGGCUGUGAGCUCUGUCGUGGAGGCCAAGCUGAAGAUCUCCGACGUCGGCUGCGCCGUCCAUCUCUGCUCCCUCUUCCACCAGCGGUACGCUGAGUUCGCUCCAUUGCUGCUCCAGGCGUGGAAGAAGCACUUUGAAGCGAGGAAGGAGGACAAGGCGCCCAACGUGAGCAAGCUGCGCACCGACCUGCGCUUUAUCGCCGAGCUCACCAUCGUCGGCCUCUUCACCGACAAAGAAGGGCUUUCGCUGAUUUACGAGCAGCUGAAGAACAUUAUCGGGACCGACCGGGAGACGCACACUCACGUGUCGGUGGUAAUCAGCUUCUGUAAGCACUGUGGGGAUGACAUCGCUGGCCUGUUGCCCCGCAAGGUGAAACUAGCUGCAGAGAAGUUCGGUUUGGGCUUCCCACCGAGCGAGAUAAUCAGCACGGAGAAACAGCAGCCCUUCCAGAACCUGCUACGGGAGUACUUCACAUCACUCACCAAACACCUGAAGAAGGACCACCGGGAGCUGCAGAACACUGAGAGGCAGAACAGGCGUAUCCUACAUUCCAAAGGGGAGCUGAGUGAGGAUAGGCACAAGCAGUAUGAAGAGUUUGCCACUUCCUACCAGAAGCUGCUGGCGAACACCCAGUCCCUGGCUGAUCUGCUGGAUGAAAACAUGCCCGAGCUGCCCGUGGACAAGACUGUGCAGGAGGAGCACGGCCCCGGCAUUGACAUUUUCACCCCUGGAAAGCCCGGAGAGUAUGACCUGGAGGGAGGGAUCUGGGAAGAUGAAGACGCUCGUAACUUCUACGAGAACUUGGUGGACCUGAAGGCCUUCGUCCCUGCCAUCCUCUUCAAGGACAACGAGAAGAGCAGCCAAGGGAAAGACAAGGAUGAAGCCAAAGAUGGCAAAGAGGGGAAAGACGCGGCCAGCACCACAGAGGAGCUGGAGCUGGAGCUGGAGGCUCUGGACAUCGCAGAUGAACCUAUGGAACUGGAGGGACCAGACGAGGCAGAGAAUGAAGAACUGGCCAAAAAACUGCUGGAUGAGCAAGAACAAGAGGAUGAAGAGGCCAACACAGGGUCCCAUUUGAAGCUAAUCGUGGACGCCUUCAUCCAACAGCUCCCCAACUGUGUCAACAGAGACCUCAUAGACAAGGCUGCCAUGGACUUCUGCAUGAACAUGAACACCAAAUCCAACAGGAGGAAGCUCGUCCGAGCCCUCUUCACUGUCCCCAGGCAGAGGUUGGAUCUUCUGCCCUUCUACUCUCGCCUGGUGGCAACCCUUCAUCCCUGCAUGUCAGACGUGGCUGAGGACCUUUGCUCCAUGCUGAAGGGAGACUUCAGGUUUCACAUGCGGAAGAAGGACCAAAUCAACAUUGAGACAAAAAACAAAACAGUCAGAUUUAUCGGGGAACUGGCCAAGUUCAAAAUGUACUCAAAAACGGACACGCUUCAUUGUCUCAAGAUGCUGCUGUCUGAUUUCACUCAUCACCAUAUAGAGAUGGCCUGCACACUGCUGGAGACCUGCGGCCGCUUCCUCUUCAGAUCCCCCGAAUCUCACCUGCGUACCAGCGUCUUGCUGGAGCAAAUGAUGCGUAAAAAGCAGGCCCAGCAUCUGGACGCCCGCUAUGUCACGAUGGUGGAGAACGCCUACUACUACUGCAACCCCCCACCCAUGGAGAAGACGGUGAAGAAGAAGAGGCCCCCGCUGCAGGAGUACAUCCGCAAGCUGCUCUACAAGGACCUGUCCAAGGUCACCACGGAGAAGGUGCUGCGGCAGAUGCGCAAGCUGCCCUGGCACGACCCCGAGGUCAAGAGCUACCUGAUCUGCUGCAUGGUCAACAUCUGGAACGUCAAGUACAACAGCAUCCACUGUGUGGCCAACCUGCUGGCCGGCCUGGUGGCCUACCAGGAGGACGUGGGCAUCCACGUGGUGGACGGAGUGCUGGAGGACAUCCGACUGGGCAUGGAGGUCAACCAGCCCAAGUUCAACCAGCGGCGGAUCAGCAGCGCCAAGUUCCUGGGCGAGCUCUACAACUACCGCAUGGUGGAGUCGGCCGUCAUUUUCCGCACCCUCUUCUCCUUCAUCUCCUUUGGGAUCAAUCAGGAUGGCAGCCCCAGCGCGCUGGACCCUCCGGAGCACCUGUUCCGCAUCCGCCUGGUCUGCACUCUGCUGGAUACCUGCGGCCAGUACUUUGACCGAGGCUCCAGCAAGAGGAAGCUGGACUGUUUCCUCAUCUACUUCCAGCGGUACAUCUGGUGGAAAAAGAGCAUUGAUGUUUGGACCAAGGACCACCCAUUCCCCAUCGACAUUGACUACAUGAUCACUGACACCCUGGAGCUGCUCAGGCCCAAGAUGAGGCUCAGCUGCUCCUUGGAGGAGGCCACCAAACAGGUCACCGACCUGGAGAGGGAGGUGCUCUACAAACUAGGUCUGGCCAUGGAGAAGGACGGUCGCUCCAGUGCCAUGAGCGAGGGCGAGGUUCUCGACGAGGAAGACGACGAUGGCGAUGACGACGAAGAGGGAGGUGCAGAGACUGAGGAGCAGUCGGGCAACGAGAGUGAAAUGAACGAACAGGAAGAGGAUGAAGGGUCUGAGAACGAAGAAGAGGAGAGGGAGGAAGAGGAAGAAGAGAACACCGACUACCUGACCGACUCCAAUAAAGAAAAUGAGACUGAUGAGGACAACAAUGAGGUGACCAUCCGCGGCGGUGGACUGAAGCACGUGGCCUGCGCCGAGGACGAGGACUUCAUUCAGGCUCUGGAUAAAAUGAUGCUGGAGAACCUGCAGCAGCGCAGCGGCGAGACGGUGAAGGUGCACCAGCUGGACGUGGCCAUUCCACUGCAGCUGAAGAGUCAGCUGAAGAAGGGGGGCUCCAGAGAGCAGUGCAUCGGGGAGGCAGACUCGGACAUCUCCGACACCAUGCAGUUCGUCAUGCUGACACGCAAGGGCAACAAGCAGCAGUAUAAGAUCCUGAACGUGCCUCUGUCAUCCCACCUGGCGGCAAACCACUUCAACCAGCAGCAAGCCGAACAGGAGGAGCGCAUGAGGAUGAAGAAACUCACCCUGGACAUCAAUGAGAGACAGGAGCAGGAGGACUACCAGGAGAUGAUGCAGUCCCUCGCACAGCGUCCGGCUCCGGCCAACACCAACCGGGAGCGCCGGCCUCGCUACCAGCACCCGAAAGGCGCUCCCAACGCCGACCUCAUCUUCAAGACCGGAGGAAGGAGACGCUGAUUGGAGUCCGGGUCCGGGCUGAACGAGCGAGCAAGCGAGAGAGCGAAUGAACAAGCGAGAGAGAAAGAGGGAGAGAGAAAAAGAAGAUCGGAAGGGAUAACCCGGUCUAAACAGGGAACGAGUCCUCCAGACGCCCACCCUGAAGCUGGGACAGACCAAAACCCCUGACCUGAACGCACACUUCUUACCCUGCCGAGGAGACAGAACCGGGGGAGGUCAGAGGUCAGGGGUCAGACAGUUGGCUCUCUUUUCGUUCUUUUUUUUUUGUCUGUUGCCUGAGAUGACAAAAAAAA
Molecule: messenger RNA, 4232 nt
Organism: Sander lucioperca (pikeperch)
Lineage: Eukaryota; Metazoa; Chordata; Actinopteri; Perciformes; Percidae
Gene: upf2
Product: UPF2 regulator of nonsense mediated mRNA decay
Exons: 21
Coding region: 103-3939 (1278 amino acids)
Biological process (GO): nuclear-transcribed mRNA catabolic process, nonsense-mediated decay
Cellular component (GO): exon-exon junction complex; cytoplasm
Molecular function (GO): RNA binding; protein binding
Source: RefSeq, a predicted model, not a curated record